This is a messenger RNA of Babesia ovata, 459 nucleotides long. RefSeq lists its product as uncharacterized. The record is from RefSeq and is a predicted model, not a curated record. NCBI's taxonomy places the organism in Eukaryota, Apicomplexa, Aconoidasida, Piroplasmida, Babesiidae. The transcript has a single exon. Bases 1 to 459 code for a protein of 152 amino acids.
AUGAAGAGAAUUCCCGAAGUUGUGGAAGAACGAGACGAGCUCCCCGGUGGUGCGCGGCGUCCGUCUGGUGAGGCAGUUGAGGUGGGAGGACAAUGUAAGCAAGGGAUCCUCGCCGCCGCAGGUGGGAGUGAGGAUGGUGGAAAUAUGCUUGCCAAUUUGCUGAGAUGCAGGCAAAUCAUCCUUUCGGAAUCCCAUGUUGACGCGGCUCCUGAGGCAGAUGUUGCACGGGUCGAAGGGGUAAGUCUUGAACUUGGAGGCGGUGGCAUCGGUCAGAAAGGCCUGGAGGGGGGAGUCGGAAACACUUACAUGAAGGCCAUAUUCACAAUCCUGCCAACCACCGUUCCUGGCGCCCCGAGAACACUGAGACUUCAGGAACUCCAACUGGUGGUAGCACGCGUAGGCGUAGUCCCGCAGCUGGCAGAGGAGGGCGCAGCAAUCAGGGUCCUUGGAUUGGUCUGA